Nestor notabilis (Kea) is the source of this 1018-nucleotide messenger RNA. It is a transcript of the gene RAB32, whose product is annotated as RAB32, member RAS oncogene family. Gene Ontology annotation, molecular function: GTPase activity; GTP binding. Gene Ontology annotation, biological process: vesicle-mediated transport. The annotation marks the transcript as partial. The transcript has 3 exons. Lineage: Eukaryota; Metazoa; Chordata; Aves; Psittaciformes; Psittacidae. Gene Ontology annotation, cellular component: Golgi apparatus; vesicle; trans-Golgi network. The record is from RefSeq and is a predicted model, not a curated record.
GGGGAAGGAGCAGGCUCCGGCGUGCCCGAGUGCAGGGAGCAUCUCUUCAAGGUGCUGGUGAUCGGGGAGCUGGGCGUGGGUAAAACCAGCAUUAUCAAGCGCUACGUGCACCAGCUCUUCUCCCAGCACUACCGGGCCACUAUCGGGGUGGAUUUUGCGCUCAAAGUCAUCAACUGGGACAGCAAGACCCUGGUGCGGCUGCAGCUCUGGGAUAUAGCAGGCCAGGAGCGCUUUGGAAAUAUGACCAGAGUAUACUACAAAGAGGCAGUUGGUGCUUUUGUGGUCUUUGAUGUCACAAGAGGGUCUACUUUUGAGGCUGUUUUAAAAUGGAAGCAUGAUUUGGACAGUAAAGUACUCCUGCCCAAUGGCAGCCCCAUCCCUGUUGUUCUUCUUGCAAACAAGUGUGACCAGAAGAAAGACGGCAGCCAGAAUCCCUCUCAAAUGGACCAGUUCUGCAGAGAAGGUGGCUUUGUUGGAUGGUUUGAAACAUCUGCAAAGGACAACAUCAACAUAGAUGAAGCUGCUCGAUUCUUGGUGGAAAACAUCCUUGCCAACUACAAAACCUUUCCUAAUGAAGAGAAUGAUGUGGGGAAACCAAAACUGGACCUAGACCCAUUGAAAGCAGAGAGUAAAUCGCAGUGCUGCUAAUGCUACCACUGUUGAGUAAAUGUGAUGGGACAAGCAGCAAGACUGUUCCUUAAAUCAAACUGCUGCUAUGGUGCUGCAUUGUGACAAUUCAUUUGGGGUGCCUGGUAUUAUCUAAAUAGGUGAUUCUUGUGGGUGUUUACAUAUUCUUGUUUUGCAUGAAACUGAGUAUCUUGGAAGUUAUCACUCCACUUGCUUGAGUGGCUAAAUAUAAGUCUUAUUAGUUUCUUCUUACCUGAGAAAAUAAGGUAGUGUUUACACUCCUAAAAAGGAACAAAAACAACAUUCUGUGUCUAGUUUGCUUCUAGGAUUUAUGCUACAUUCCAUAGGACUCACUUGUCAUGGUUUUAGCUGAAUAGAUACUGGCACCUUU